GCAGCAUCAUUGCCUUCUCCGUUCCUCCUCCUCCGUUUUCUUGAAAUCCCACAUUUGUCCGUUUGGAUUCCUUCUGCUAAAAUCUUCCCCUGAAAUCCCGACCUUGUCUUCUUCUUCUUCGCCCCUCUCGUUCUCUCUCCCCUUCUUCUCCUGCUUCUGCUCCUCCUCCUUCUUCUGCUUCUUCUUCUUCUUUUCUGCAUUUAGGGGGACAAGGUUAGGGAUCUCUGGGGGAAGGGGAGGAUGGGGAGCAACAGGGGGAGGGUCAUCGGCGAUUACAAAGUGUGCGAGCAGGUGGGUUCUGGGUCUUUCUCGGUUGUAUGGCGAGCAACGCAUAGGAGUACUGGCUCGGUGUUCGCCAUCAAGGAGAUCCAGAUGCAGAGGCUUACGAAGAAGCUACAGGAGAGCCUCCUCUCCGAGAUAGUUAUCCUCCGCAAGAUAAACCAUCCUAAUAUCAUCCGGCUCCACGACAUCAUUGAGACCCCAGGAAAAAUACACCUAGUACUGGAAUACUGCCGAGGGGGUGACCUUUCAAUGUAUAUACACAAUCAUGGAAAAGUCCCAGAGGCAACAGCAAAGCACUUCAUGCAUCAACUUGGUAUGUUUAGCCUGGUAAAUGAGGAAGUCAAAAUAUUAGCUGCAUCAGGGUUGAGCAUUCUCCGUGAACACAAUAUCAUUCAUCGUGAUCUGAAGCCCCAGAAUCUGCUCCUCUCUUCUAAUGACAAUCAUGCUGUUCUGAAGAUAGCUGAUUUUGGAUUUGCCAGGCCUUUACAACCUCGAGAUCUGGCUGAGACGUUAUGCGGUUCCCCCCUGUACAUGGCUCCAGAAAUAAUGCAACUACUCAAGUAUGAUGCAAAGGCAGACCUUUGGAGUGUUGGUGCUAUUCUGUUUCAACUUGUAACAGGAAAGACCCCCUUUUCUGGGAACAACCAGGAACAGUUGCGGCAAAAUAUAAUUAAGUCAAAUGGCUUACGGUUCCCCCCAGAUUCUAGGAACUUGAGUGCUGCUUGUGUUGAUUUAUGCCAAAAAUUGCUUCGCUGUAACCCAGUUGAGCGAUUAACAUUUGAGGAGUUUUUUAACCACCAAUUUAUCUCUGAGCGCCUUUCAGAAGGGUCCUUGAGGACAUCUGGAGUAAGAGAUGAGUCUGGAAGCAGUCCCGGAAGGCUUACUGAUGAGAGCUCACAAGAGGAUUGUUUGCCUUUCCAUUUGGAUGAUGAAUCUAGUGGACCUGAUGCAAGUCCAUCCUUCCAGUCAAAAAGGACAUAUACAGAGCCAACCCCUUUUGCAUUUCCCCUGGAUGCCAGAAUUGAGAACAGAUCUGAUGCUAAUGCUUCUAUUGCCAGGGAUAUCUGUUCUAGAAACAGGAAACCUGUGUUUGGGACUGAUUGUACCAAUUCUAAACUUAAUUGCCUGAGGCCUACUUCAGACGUGACUUAUGGAGAGUCUCCGGUAGUAACAGAAACUCUGCCAUCUUCAAGAGUAAUGGAUUCACAGGAAAUUGUUGAGGACUAUGUGAUUGUACCUGGUCCACCUGUUGAAGUUUCUUCUUCAGCAGGGAGUGUAUGCCAGGCAGCUAACUUACCCAGCAGAUCUGAUGGUUCACAAGGAAAGUCUAUGAAGGAUGCCACAUUAAGUUCACCAAUGCCAAUAGCUGGCGUGAUGAUGGGGAACAUGUAUGGAAGUCUUGGAAGUAACAGUUCUGCACCAUCUGGGACCUCACUAGGGUCAGUAGAUAUUGGAGAUGUUUCGGAGCAGCCAUCUACUGAUUGUGUAACACGGAUUAGAUCACUGCAGCAAUGUGCAUCUGCUAUCAGUGAGAUAGUGACUGAGAAGAUAGAAUGUGGCAAGUGCUUGGAGGCUUUUUCUGUUCAGUUGGUAAUUCUUGCAAUUUGGAAGCAAGCUGUAAACAUCUGCCAUGCACAAGCUGCUUCAGCAAGUGAACCUAAUCUAUCGCAAGAAACUGUAGGAAGAAGAGGCCACAUAACAUCACAUUACAUAGACAUCCUUGAUGCCCCCCGUACCACUGCGCUAGAAGGUCAAGUUGCUUGCUCCACGAUUGAAAAAGAUUUUCUUCUUGAAGUUGGGCGAGCAGAAGAACUAGCUCGUGAACUUGGGCCAGUUGAUGGGGGCACGGAGAUGCCUGAUGCAGUGGAGAUCAUUUUCCAAUUUGCCCUUGCAUUGGGACGUUAUGGUGGUGUCGAGGAGUUGAUGGGUAACAUGGAGAGUGCUGCAAGCCUCUAUGCAAAGGCAGUUCGCCUGUUUUUCUUUCUUCUGGUGGAAGCACCAUCCCUCAUUCUAAACCCCCCACUCUCCCUUACAAAUGCAGAUCGCAUGCGGCUGCGUAAUUACAUUGACAUUUUGAACAAUCGGAAAGGUCAAUCCAGAUCCAUGAGAAUGGCUCUUCUCAACUGUGGGGAGCAAACUAGCCUCUGAUUGAGAUCUUAGCCCUGUUGGUACUUUCUUUUGUAAAUUUGCAUUAUUUGUACAGUUGAUUUUUUCCAUCUUCCUUUUUUUUGUCCUGAGAAAGUGAGCAGGAGAAAACGCAAAUGUAUUCCCUGAAUUAAAUGAAGAUGAUGUAAGGUGUGAAUUUCUUGCUUAAUCAGUUAUUGUAUAAACAUUUGUUUCAAGUGCAAACCAAAUUGCGUUCACUUGUUGAACUUGGUUUUCA
This is a messenger RNA of Nymphaea colorata (pocket water lily), 2665 nucleotides long. Its product is annotated as serine/threonine-protein kinase ATG1c-like. Gene Ontology annotation, cellular component: cytoplasm. Gene Ontology annotation, biological process: autophagy; peptidyl-serine phosphorylation. The record is from RefSeq and is a predicted model, not a curated record. The transcript is spliced from 13 exons. Gene Ontology annotation, molecular function: protein serine/threonine kinase activity; ATP binding. Bases 241 to 2430 code for a protein of 729 amino acids. Lineage: Eukaryota; Viridiplantae; Streptophyta; Magnoliopsida; Nymphaeales; Nymphaeaceae.